AUGAGCCGCCUCCCUCCCAUCGAGAAGUUCUCGCUCACAGUUCGCAAAAACAUUCGCGAUGAAUGGGAGAACAAAAAAGCCGAGUAUGAACAAAGGCUCUCUGAUCUACUUGGCGAGCCGUGGAAGAUCGAUAUCAAUCUCCAACAAGUCUGCGCAUAUGCCCAGGAUGGCUAUGCGAAAGAUUCACCUGGCUCAAUGAUUGCUUCAUACAUUGACGGCGUUUUGUAUCAGCUGGAUCGCUUCAUCGGUAAGUAUGGGGAAGAGGGCAAAACCGAGCUCAACACGAUUGCCUCGGCGCGAACCAUCUCCAUGGACCUGGACGAAGACAAAAAGUUUUCCUACUGCGGCUGCAAAAUCUCUCCUGCAGGGCAGCUGGUCAUUGUCUUUCGCGAAGGAUAUCUAGGCACCAACAUCGAUUAUGCUUGCUCUCCCGAGAGUCUCGAGGGUGCUCUCAACGAGGCUCCUGGCUCAGCGGUGACUGGCCACCGGCCGAUGAGCUUCGUCGCCCGCGCAGCCAUUCGAAGUGAUUGGGACACCGAGGUGGAAUCAAUCAAGAAAAAGCUUAGCGAGAUCCUCAAGAAGGACAUCGCAGUAGUGCCACAGUUCGAGCAGGCCUUUGACAAGCUCAGCGCCGCCAAAGACGCCCCGGAUGUCUGGGAGCGAAACUUGGGCCUGUAUCUCAAAUUGUACUAUGAGGGCCUGGUGCACUACCUCGAGUACCAGAAGUUCGGCGAGGAUGACAUGCUGUACGAAGCAUUCAACGAGAGCGUUGACAAGGCGGCGGUUGUAUUCCGCAUUGUCGACAAGGGCGAACUGAAGCACUCUACCUACAACGAGUGCGUCAUCGAGGAUGGCACGCUGAUUCUCCAGACUGUUUGCGAGUAUUUUGGAACUAAUGUCAACGACAUCGGCAACAGACUGAUGGAUCUGUUGGUGAGGCGGAAACCUGGCAGCUCUGGUUGGUUGAUUUUGGAACCGGCUUACAAGCAUGGAGUGCAUGCGGCCCACCGCUCAGUGGCCCGCCGUUCUGGAAACAUGCCGGUAUCCAAUGCGAACGCACUCGCCGAGAAUAGGGCAGCCGCAAAGCGUCAGGCCGUCACCACUGUAUCGGUUGUGACGCUCAUCUUCAUACUGUGGCCGGAGCGGUACAUUAUUUUUCGAAACCUUUGCCUGGUCCCUGUGCUGGCCUGGCUGACUUCGCUGGUGUUUGAUCUAAAGCAUGGAGCGUUGGAUGCAUGGGAUGGAGUCCCAGCUUGGUUCAAAAGAAUCAUCGGAGCAGAUGAUAACAGCGCCAGCAAUAACGCCAGCGGGCCUUCUCGUAGGGGGGCCCGACACCCACAGAGCCAGGACACAACAUUCCUGGAUUAUGUGCUCAUGCACCUUGUCGACACGGCAUCUUGGAUCAAGAGCGAGGCGUUGCGGCUGUGGGAAGUAAUUGGGCCGGUCAUGGGAGAAUGGAUUCGCCAAGCCCUCCAGCUGCUCAUAUCUCAAAUAUCAGCAAGCCAGAAUUCAUCAUCUACCUACGCUGAGAAACCGGCUCCAGAGUUCACCCAAUUCUAUGGCAUCUUAAUAAAGUCUCCCCGUGGCCCCAGCGCUCCUCCUCCUUUUGCACCUCCUUUUAGGAUGCGAGAUGCUCCGGAUAGGUUCAUUCCACGGGGAAAUAAGGAUUCGACCGCUCUUCCUUCAGUGCUCAGCGCUUGGGAUACCGAUUCUCGCCUGUCGUUCUGCCUGAUUGAAAAGGCGAUUUGGGAUGACAGAGAUUUAACACUGAGGAAUAAACUAACAACCGGCACGUACUGGAAUAUCUCAAUCCAGGGACGCGGAUACCCUCGCAAUGCGAUGGACAAGGCCGAGGUUGGACGAAUCAGCGCCAUCGAGGUGAUUGGGCUCGGAGAUGGUCAAUACGAUGCGUUGAAGAAGUCUCACAGGUGCCACCGGCUCCUAAACCAGGACUGGAAGUACACCAAGAUGCACUGGGACGAUGUUGACUUUGCCGUCAUUCUCGCCCUCUUGGUGCUUGGUCCAGCCGCAGGAACGAGAUGUGUCCAGCUUUAUCGAGCACUUUGCAAACUCAGAGCCGAGCAAGUUGAAGGCCCACGGCGAGGCGCCCCGAGCAUAGAUCCUUUCCUCAUCGCGGCAGCGACGGGGGGAUUAGCAGCACCAUUUGUGUUGCCGCUGAUGGCGGGUGGCCUCGCUGCCGCCGUGAUGAAGAGCCGCAAUGGCGGUAUGCCGGAGCAGAGAAAGAAGGCAUACCGAGGCCUAAUGGUUCAAUUCCCAGAAGUCAAGAUGCUCUUUGAGGAAGAGGAGAUGGCGCAGAGGGGAGAAAGUAGGGAGAAGAGUAUGGGAGAAGACGACGACGACGAGUGGAAGGAUGAGGGAGACGAUUACUACAACGACACGCUCAGCCCGUUUGAUUGGUAG
This is a messenger RNA of Trichoderma aggressivum f. europaeum, 2421 nucleotides long. RefSeq lists its product as uncharacterized. The transcript has 8 exons. Lineage: Eukaryota; Fungi; Ascomycota; Sordariomycetes; Hypocreales; Hypocreaceae. Bases 1 to 2421 code for a protein of 806 amino acids. The record is from RefSeq and is a predicted model, not a curated record.